Molecule: messenger RNA, 204 nt
Organism: Nematocida homosporus
Lineage: Eukaryota; Fungi; Microsporidia
Exons: 1
Coding region: 1-204 (67 amino acids)
Source: RefSeq, a predicted model, not a curated record
AUGCGUGGUCCUCGUCUUUCCCUAUCAGAAGAGUUCAGAGAUACCUGGGAUAAGGAGAAUAAAGAUCCAGUAACUCAUGAAUUCUCUCCCAGAACGCGUCGUACAAGAAUUGAAGUAGCUUUACAAGAUCUGCCUCUUUUACCUAGUUCUGGCAAAGGUACGCGGGUUAACUCUAAUUGGCUGGAUGAUCUACUGAACGUAUAG